Messenger RNA from Didymodactylos carnosus, 5682 nucleotides. The record is from the annotation of a GenBank genome assembly. Lineage: Eukaryota; Metazoa; Rotifera; Eurotatoria; Philodinida; Philodinidae.
UGAGGAAAGGGUUCUGAGAGCCUUGGAAGUGAUAUUCGUGAUCACCGCGAAAUUCUCUAUCGAAUGGUGUAUGAAGUGUCGAAAAAUAAAUUUCACUGCAAGGCUGCCCUGGGUGCAUCUUACUAUGCAUAAGGAAAUCUUGAUUUAAUUAAUUCACAUUGAAAAAUAAUAUUUUUCCUAACAUUUAGCCAUUAAUAACAAAUGGUCCUAAGAUUAUGGGGUUAUUGAUGUACCUAUUUUUGUCUGUAUAUCGUAUGUUUUCAAGAAUUCGUUCUGACUUCAGAAGACAAAAGAUUUUCUCCUCUACAAAACCCUCUAUAUCGCACACUUAUACAGCGUCAUUUGAUUAGUCCUUUCCUUGCUUUUUUCAAAAUCUCACGUUGUCAGAAAGUACUAAUAACUUGUGCACUAAAAUAUUUACAAUUUAAGUGACGAAACGGAAAAUCAGCGUAGUCUGGAUGAUAGUUCUCAAUCUACUGAACAUUUUUAUAUGAUCCUUCUUUUCUCAGUUACCAUAUUAUUUCUAGAAAAAUUACACAAAAGCCAAAAAGCCAUCAAAAUUUUGAUAGUAAAUCGCAGUUAUACAUUUUACAUAUCCUUACUCUACCCUAUCUUUCUAGAUAAUAAAAUAAUAUAUAAUGAAACAAGGUAAUGGAUUUUGUAAACUAGAAAAUUCUCUAUCAAAUGAUCGGAGAAAGUACAGACUAAGCAUUGAAUUUCGCCAUAGAAUGAAAUAAAAAUAACUUUUUAAUAUGAUUUUUAUAAAUUUAAACUAAAAGUUUUAGAUCUUAUACUACUCGACACGUUCUACUCAUCUUCAUUAUGAGUGAAGUUAGAAGCUCAUUCUACACUUCUCCGAUCUUAUUAUAGAAUUGGUGAUUCUACAGUAUCUGUAAUUCUAUGCUUUCUUCAUAGCAUAUCUAUAUAAAUGUGUGUGUGGAUAAAGAUAUUUUCUUGCGUAUAAUAGAGAUGACUGGUUCUUUGUAUAGAAAGAGCUGUACCAUUAACUGGAAAAAAAAAAUAGAAACGGUAUUCCAUUGACAUUAAAGUGACGCUUUUUAUUCUAAAAGCGGAAACAAGUUUUUUGAAUGUCUAUCGCUCUCUCCUUGUUCUUUCUCUCGCCCUCCAUUUAUCUGUCUUACCUUUACACAUAAAAAGAGAAACGAUUUUAAACUCGUAACUUUUCUUUGUUUUGAAAGGAGUAAAAAUUCACAAUAGUCAUGUCUAAAGAGUCGUGUUUGAUAAAAGGUUACUGUGUUGUGUUAAUAACUGAGUUCAAAAAUUUUAAGUACGUGUAUUCAUUUACAAGCCUAUUUUAGCAGCUUCACUUUUUUUCUAGACCAGUGAUUGAAAAUUCAGAUUACGGAUUGGAAAGGAUUAUUGAGAAAAAUAUAUGCUUGCAAUUGUAAAUUUCAGCGAUUUUUCAUAAAAAAUACGUUUUAAAACAGAUGUUCUGCUCAGAUAAUAUAUUGACAUCGGAAUCGAGCGCCCUUGUACCAUUGAUGAUGAUGUGUUAGCUUAAGAUCCUAAAGAUACUGUGGGGGUAUUUUUGUUGGAAACAUCCACAAGAUUUUUUUUGUAAAUAUCAGUUGAGUACAGUUAAAAAUCUGGACGAAACGACAAAAAUCAAUUCAAAACUGGCGAAGUUUCUCAUGGAAACACGAAGAAACAAACUUCAAAAUUUCAAAAACUGCGAGGUUUCUAAAAAAAAUGUUUAAAAGUUUAAAAGCGAAAAGUUAGACAUAAUUCUCUAAUCGAACAUACACAGCUUUUGCGUUUGUGCAUUAAAAAUAGACCGUAUUUUUCAAGUGUUUUUUAUAAAUUAAUUUUUUAAUUAUUUAUUAUGAUGAGAUGAAAUAGAAAUGAUUAUAUAUGCUAAUAUGGUAUUGCAAGAGAGGGCUCGGAAAUGGUUUUACAAAGUUGUCCCGAGAUGUUUUUUUUUAGCUUACAUACAAAGCUACAGCUGUCAUUUUAGCUUAUUAUACCUUCUUACUUCUGUAUCUGUCACUCUUUUAAUCCCAUAAGUCUUUUACUCCUUUAGUUUUCUACACAACUGAUGACUCUUUAGAAUGGAAAUACUUUUCAGGUUCACUCACACCCCGCUGCUCGCCCCCUCCCCCAAUUCACGAGUACACACAUAGCUUUUAUCUUGUGCGUGUUAUCUAAAAAUUGCAAGCAUUUGUAUUUUAACAUAUAUAUAUAGUCAAACUGUUAUUGACUACGACUUGUACCUUACAAAGAGCGACUAAAGGGAGUAAAAAGACUAAAAGAUAUAUUCAGCCGUCCAUCAGUAUAACUUUUUCAUAGCUGAAAACGUCUUGGGACAAACUUUGUAUCUUCUCCCAUCUCUGUUAUGAGACGGAUAUACGAAUCUAUAUCGCCAGAAUGAGCGAGAGAAAAAAUCGUUUUUUCUCAGAAAAACGGUUUUCAAAGUUGUCAGCCAGUAAUUUGUGUUAAAGUAAGCCCUUAUAUUUACUACUCUAGUCCUAGAUAAUUUACGAGCCUAUUUUGAAGAUGUAUGAGUUUACAUAAUUUUACCUAUUUUCUGAUAUCAAUUUCGAAUGUAUUUUUUCAAGAAUACAAUAAGUGUCGGAGGAGACUACUGAACAAGAGAAAAUUUAUACUCGACAUCACAGAUUUGGUUGGUUUUUUAAUCGUAAAGAUUCAAAUCGUUUAUCAAACGGUCGAGAGGAUUCAGUUCAAAUCGGUUUGAUGUUAAAUGAAAAUAAAAAUGAAGAUAAUUUCGAUAUGAAUGAAGAGAAAAAUGAAAAAAAAUCAUUUUCAUCAGUAAACGAUUAUUAUAUCAUUGAAAUGCCUGAGGAUAAUGAUAAGAACUACCAACAACAACAAUCACAACAUGAACAUGUCUUAAAUGAAACAUCGUUGAAUGUAAUGACAACAGCCGAUCUUCUAAGAGAACGAAUUGCAUUUAUCACAGGUGGUUCCACUCAUAAUUGUCCAAUACUUACAUUUCCAGAUAAUCCAAAUAUUGAAAUAUCACAAGAAAAAUAUAAAAAAAUUGUCAAUUAUUUAACACAAGUUCCAAGUGAAAAUGAACGUCAAUUAGGCUUUGUUAUUGUUGUUGAUAGACGUUCAGAUAAAUGGGGUUCUGUUAAAACAAUAAUUAAUUAUAUUGAGGAUUAUUUUCCCUAUACAAUUCAUGUUAUCUAUUUGUUACGUCCAAAUGGUCUAUUUCAACGUGCUUUAUCAAAAUUAACAUUCAAUAUAACAUCAUGUUCUCAUGAGAUUAUUGUGUGUCGUUCAUUAGCUGAAUUACAUGAUUAUCUUGAUUCAAGUCAAUUAUCGAAAGAUCUAGGGGGACAAAUUGAUUUUAGAUUAUUUGAAUGGAUUGAACAACGAGCAGCUAUAGAAAAAUUAACAAAAGCAAUAUAUGAUUUAAGUUUAUCAUUAUCGACAUUUAUACAGGAAAUUGAAGAAUGUGAAUUUCCAAAUGACGUUGAUGGUACAAAACUUAUUAUUACAAAACAUUCAUCAGAAAAACAAGAUUUAGAACAAGAAUUAAACAAUACAAAAUGUUAUGGAGAAUCUCUUUUACGCAUUAUACAAAAUAGUCAAGACUUAUCAUCCAUAUCAAUAUUGGCACCAGACAAAAUAGCGCAUUGUAAAGGAGUAUGCAAUGCCCUAAUGCAUAUUGAAGAUAGUAGCAAAGUAUUGAAAGAAUUUUGGUCUGUUCAUCAACCAAGAUUAUUAAGAUGUCUUGAAUUACGACGAUUUGAAACAAGAUUCAGAGAGAUUCAAGGUCUAUUUACUCAAUUAUUGAAUGAUUUAAGCAUAUUACCAAAUAGUGAUCGUUCUAUUGUUGAAAUAGAUAACAUAUUAACUCAACUUGACAUCAUAACAGACCGUGCUCAGUCUAUUAUGGAACAAGCAACAAAUCUCAGAAAUGAUGGUCUUAAUUUAUUAACAAAGCAACAAAGCUAUGGUCUCGAUUCAAUUGAACCAAAAUGUCAAGAACUUGAAACAAUCAAUUCAAAAAUAAAUGAACAAAUUCAUGAGAAACAACAGAAUCUACUAAUGUUAAGAAGUUACAAUGACAAACUAGAGUCGGUUAAUCAUUGGUGUAGUAAAGGCAGAGAUAUAUUAAAUAUGCAUCAAAUUCAUUUAUCAAAUGACAAAGCAGCAAAAUCGUUAAAUGAAUUAGAAGAUUUUCUAAAAGAAUUAAAAUUGAUUAAUAUAGAUGAUUUACAAAAUGUAAAUAUACCAGAACCAUUAAAAUCAAUGAUAGAGCAGGUGUUAAAUCGUGUUGGUGAUGUGAUGAAUUUGUGUGAAAAACGUUGUGAACUAUUACAAAAACUAGCUCAACCGAUCAAUAGACCAGUUCAACGCGUACAACCAUUAACAUUAGAAACAACAUCGCCAUCGAAUGAUGUAUCAAUAUUAUCAGCGAACAGUACCGAUAUAAAAUCAAUUCAAUGUAUUAAUAUGAAAAUAGAUGAAAAACAAAGACAUGUUGUCAGAGAAUUACUCGUAACCGAGCAAAUUUAUGUAGAUGAACUGAAAACGAUAAUUGAGGGCUACAUGAUGAAGUUUGAUGAUCCUGAUAGAUAUCGAUAUCUAGCACCCGCUAUUUUACAAAAUAAGAAUAUUCUAUUUGGAAAUUUAAUCGAUAUUUAUAAUUUUCAUGCAAAUGCAUUUUUACGUGAUUUACAAAUGAUUUGUGACGAUUCAUCGGUAUCCUGUAUGGGAACAGCAAUUGGCAACUGUUUUAUUAAACGAAAAUCAAAUUUUAAAUUAUACGAACAAUAUUGUCAAAAUAAACCAAAUUCAGAAAAAAUUUGGGAAAAUUAUUGUUUUUCACAUCCAUUUUUUCUCAAAAUUCAACAAAGCCUUGGUCAUCGUUUACCACUUGACUCUUAUUUACUAAAGCCUAUUCAACGAAUAACACAAUAUCAACUCUUACUUAAAGAAAUGAUUAAACAUACUAGAGAUGAAAAUGAUAAAAGUCGUUUACAAGAUGCAUUGAAUGUCAUGUUAAACAUAUUAUCUAAUUUGAAUAAUGUAAUGCAUACAAUGCUCAUCACAGGCUAUCCGGGUAAUUUAAAUUCAUUAGGUAAAAUAUUAUUACGUGGUGAACAUUUUCAAAUAUCAAAAGAAAAACGUCGAGCUAGUUCAUCGUAUUUAAGAACAAAAACAUGUGUCCGUGAUAUAUUUUUAUAUGAUAAAGAAAUAUUAUUUUGUAAAAAGAAAAAUGAUGGCCAUAGUAGAUCGGUAUAUCAAUUUAAAGAAUCAAUUAAGAUAUCAGAUGUUGGUUUAUCAACAUAUCACAAAAAUGAUAAGAAAAAAUUUGAAGUAUUUUUAAAAGAUUUGUCCUAUGUUAUACAGCCAUCUAUCGAUGAUGAUAGUACAAGAUGGAUAGAAACAAUUAAAAAACUUGUUUCACAUCAAAUUGAACAGAAACGUGCCGAAAUAAAAAUACGGUCAGCAUCAUUAGAUCAUGGAUCACAUUUAAGACGUCAAAGUCAUUUAAAACAUAUGGAAUCAGAUGAUGAAAAUAUGCACGAUUGUUCUAUAUCUGAUGAAAGUGAUUCGGAUCUACCAACUAAAAAUUUUUACUCAAAAAAAAAUUUCUCAAGUGGUGGUAGUUCAUCGAAUUCAAGCAGCACAGGAUCAGCGAAACUCUACAAUACAUUAACAACAUCAAAAUCAAAUUCUAUUGGGUAA